Penicillium olsonii is the source of this 981-nucleotide messenger RNA. Lineage: Eukaryota; Fungi; Ascomycota; Eurotiomycetes; Eurotiales; Aspergillaceae. The record is from the annotation of a GenBank genome assembly.
AUGAAUAUAGAUCAACCAACCGAUGCUUUUAUGCAGGACAUUCAACGCCUGAGAGACGACUACGAGGCCAAACGGGCACAAUCUAACCUGGUUUCCCGACAGAUCAUCGACCUCGCCUUGGGAUUGAUUGACGGUGUAUACUGCUACACAUACUGGUACGAAGACCAAUGCAUCCGACUAGCAGAUAUCCCCAACACACUCUCUGGCGAUAUACUACGCCUGAAACGAAAUCUGCCCAAUGCAGUUGAACACGGUAGUCACGAAAUAAUCGGUGACCAAGUCCGUCCCUUUGAAUGUCCCCCACUUCCACAGGAAGAUGAAGAUGACGCCGAGGACCUCAAUCCAAUCCUGGCCUCACUCCCACUCAUCGACGUCAACACCAAACACUUCGUCAAGCAAGGCAAAUACAAAACCGAAAUUGAGAAUCUACUCAAAUGCCAAGGAGGAACUUGUCCCGGAGUACCCAAAUCAGCACACAUCAUUCCCCUACUGGGCAAGUCACCAGAAGGAGGCCUAGUCUUCGAGAGAUUCAAACCUCGAUACAUCCUAGCAUUCAUCCAUCCCCUUGCCACCUACAAAGACUGGAUCCUACAGAUAAUCAGCGGGAUAAAGUGUCUUCAUUCCCAGGGCAUCAUCCAUCGCGAUCUCCGCAUCGACAACCUCGUCUUCUCUGGGUUUCGCGUGCUGAUCUGUGAUCUCGAGAGUCGGUGGGGAAAUCGUCUGGCGCCGGAGAUUUCGCGAGACCAGGUCGUGGAUGCUGGCUGGACGGAGAAGUCGGAUAUAUAUGAUCUUGGGUAUCUGAUUAAGGGCAUGAUUUAUGGCAAUGCCCCGGUAAAGUUUGCGGUGGAGUGGGAUGUUCCUCGUCCGUUGGAUGCUGUUGUGGAAGCUUGUACCCGCGAGAGACCGGAAGAACGUCCUAGCUUGGAUGAUAUAUGCGCUAUGGUAGAGGGGAUUGAGGUCUCACUGGUGAAGGAAGUCUAG